Pipistrellus nathusii (Nathusius's pipistrelle) is the source of this 245-nucleotide messenger RNA. The record is from the annotation of a GenBank genome assembly. Lineage: Eukaryota; Metazoa; Chordata; Mammalia; Chiroptera; Vespertilionidae.
AUGGACCCCAACUGUUCCUGCCCAACUGGUGGCUCCUGUGAAUGCAACGACUGCAAAUGCACCUCCUGCAAGAAGAGGGAGGGAGGGCCCUUCCCUGGGAAUCUGGGGGCUGGGGAGUGGAGGGGGGCCUGGUGGUCACCUCUGACCCCUCCUUUUCCCUCUGUCUGCCCCGAGGGCUGCGCCCAUUUUGUCCAGGGCUGCAUCUUCGAGGGAGCGUUGGACAAGUGCAGAGCUGCUGUGCCUGA